AUGCAUGUGGUGGCUGCAAGCCUCACAGCUGGAGCAGCUGGUCUGAUGGGAAAGAAUUCUAUUCGCUUGUCGAGCGACUGCAGGCCAUGCGUCUAUGGCACAGUUGCUGGCCUAGAGUUGCCAGCAGACCUGGCGGCACUGCUUGUUUAUGCAACAAUUCUCACCCAGGCGCUCGCCUCUGGCAGUCACACUGGAUCCCGCGGCACCCCGUUGCGCAACAACUAUUGUAAAGUGCAUCCAACCACUUCAACUACGCGCAGCGUAGCUUGUCAGCCACAUGCGCACGUGCCUGCCAUGCGCCAUGGGGUCUCCUUCGAACUUUCUUGGCCGUUGGGGGAACAGAUGGUUGUUGUUGGCAGCGCCGGGCCGCGCCUGGUGACAUACAUGCCACUUGAACAGCCGUCACCCCAGGCGCUUCUCACAACCAUGUUCCACACACCCUCCGCCAGGCUCGCCCAAGCUUGCCUUUAG
Ostreobium quekettii is the source of this 471-nucleotide messenger RNA. NCBI's taxonomy places the organism in Eukaryota, Viridiplantae, Chlorophyta, Ulvophyceae, Bryopsidales, Ostreobiaceae. The record is from the annotation of a GenBank genome assembly.